Molecule: messenger RNA, 2085 nt
Organism: Pyrenophora tritici-repentis Pt-1C-BFP
Lineage: Eukaryota; Fungi; Ascomycota; Dothideomycetes; Pleosporales; Pleosporaceae
Product: C6 zinc finger domain containing protein
Biological process (GO): positive regulation of transcription by RNA polymerase II
Cellular component (GO): nucleus
Molecular function (GO): zinc ion binding; DNA-binding transcription factor activity, RNA polymerase II-specific; transcription cis-regulatory region binding
Source: RefSeq, a predicted model, not a curated record
AUGCCCGCAUUGGCUCAAGACAAGGUUUUGGCGAGAGAUCUAAAGGCUAAGAAGACAAAGUCCAGGAACGGAUGCGGUCGAUGCAAACUCAAGAGGCUCAAGUGCGACGAGACCGCCCCGGGCUGCCUGCAGUGUAAGAAGAGGAACGUCGCAUGUCCUGGCUACGAGAAGACUCUGAAAUGGUCAACCAAAUACGAGGUCUUGUCGCCACCCAAAACGAAGUCGACGUCCCCUAAACCACGAUUGGACAAUGUCGCGUCUGCCUCAACAUCGACCCUUCCCCAGAACGUGGUCAGCGGCAUCGAGGCAUUGGCUGCUGUACUCCCUGCAGGCCGGAAGAACACCGCUCCUACACAAUCACCUCCUACCGCCCAGGCAUCGUCAUCAAUUUCAUCUCCACCCAGUCUUGAGGAACCAGCCUCAACACAAGAGUCUUCUACUGAGGAUGGCGAUUCUCCCAGAGACUACGAGCCCUUCCUCAUGGAAGACGUCAACACUGUGGAUCCUAUCAUGUUUGACACCAACCCAAUAUGCAACGAUGACUUCAACUUUGACUCGUUUGAGAGCAUUGACUUCGACUCGGCGUCAUUGGAUGAGCUCACAUUUGACAUGCAUGACUUCUCACAGAAACAAAACAUCACAUCAGCUUCGUUGCCUGUGGUAGACCGGGAGCCAGGCCAAGAGUCCAGCCCUAGACUUUCGCGUUCACUGCUUCUCGACUUGUACCGCCUUCCAAGUCCUUCUCCUAACCCAUCAUCAACUGAUGAUGUAGAGUCGCUUCUCGUCCAGCAUUACUUCAAAGACGUCUGCGCUGUAUUUUCUUCUUUCGAUUCUGUUCUCAACCCUUUCCGAACUACGAUCGGUCGCAUUUACAAGGACUCGCCUUCUAUCAACUACGCCAUCCAGUCCAUGGCUGCGGCUCAUCUUGCUAAUACAUUCCCUAAUAUGGCGGCGACUGGGUUGGAGCUUCAACGUAAGGCGCGUGAGGCUUUGGAGGUGGAGCUUCCGCUUGCUCAGAGUGGCAAAACAAGUGCAACCAAGACCUUUUUGAGCAUCAUGCUCUUAGGCCUCACCACCUCUUGGCACGACAGCAACGCACUUGGACUGGAGUACCUCUCUACCGCAAGAGAUCUGAUCCUACCUAAGCUUCUUGGUCGAGCAGGAGGAUCAGAGGUCGAGCGCGAGGCACAGUUCUUCGAAGAGUCCUUGAUACACUGGGAGAUGCUGAUGGGCUUUGUAACAGAAGACGCCAUGAGCUUCUCUCCCAAGUCAGGACUGCGACCCAGUGUCACCGCUCGGAAAAGUGCUCUUGCACGAGGGCCCAAUGGCAAGACAGUUCCACAUCCAUGGACAGGCAUCGCACCGAUGAUACAUUUCCUUUUUGCUGAGGUCGGCCGUCUAGUCCGCAAGGAACGUUCAAUGGACCGCGAAUCUUCCAAGGACUUGCGCCGUCGCCAGGAGAACCUACAGAAUGCUGCUUCAUUGGAAGAAGACCUUCUUGCAGUCGACUACCCAUCAGUGGAUGAAGUCAUUGAUACUGGUGACGAGCGCACCCCCAAGGAACACUUUGUUACUAUUGCAGAGGCAUAUCGUCUCUCUGGACUCCUAGAGAUUUAUCGCGUCUUCCCUUCAAUCUUGCGUAAGCGCCUAGGGUCCGAUAAGUUUCGAGGUUCCGACAACAUGGACUUUGAGUUUCCAACACCUCGCUUCGAGACACCGUUUGAAGAUACCGACAUGAAGCUCUGGCUCAACUCGCUUGCCAUGCACAUUAUUCGAUCUCUGGAAUCUUUGCCCUCUUCGUCUGGCACCUUUUGCAUCCAGCCACUUUUGCUUGUCGUCGCUGCCUCUGAGCUCAAAUUCGUUUCUUCUGUCGACUUCUUCGACGUUCACGCCAAUGACGCUGAAGUCGUCGCAGCUCGAGAGUUUGCCAUCAGGCGUCUUCAAGAGUUUGCCCUUAGGUUGCCUAACAAGCCCCUUCGGACGAUGAUUCAGCUCAUCAAGGAGACAUGGCGACAAUCUGACGAAGGUCAAGACGCCUUUUGGAUCGACGUCAUGAACGAGAAGGGUUACCACACCAUCAUGUGA